GGCAACGUGCCAAAGAGGUAACCCGGCAUACACUGACCUGAAAUGUCCUGCAUUAAUAUUUAAUCUGGGUAUUUUAUACUUCUCAGAGUUCUAGGCAACUGUGGCGCUGAGAAUUUGGGGGUACAGUGCCAUGGAUGGCUUUGGGCAGGAAUGGAAAAACGAGGGUUUCCCCCAGUUUUUCUCAUUGGAGGCGCUUCCUGUGUGAAACCCAAAUCUCUCCAAAAUGCGUUCCCCGGGGUGCCCACAAAGCCACUGGGGGAGAACACUCCGGGGACAGAGCCGGUGCCCUCGGGUUCGCAGCGAGCGCUCCAAUUUGCAGCGCUGAGCACAGGCGCGUUUCCGCGCGUUCCCGGGCGCGUUCUCAGCAGCCGUACCAGCUGUCUCCCGUGCCCGCCGUGGAGUGAACCAUCAUGCCAGCCCUGGGGGGGGGGUGAAGGUGGGGGUAUGGCGGAACACUCAGGCCUGGGAGCGGGAUCCAUGAUACCUCCAGCCACUUCUACUCCCAGUUUGGAUUCAUGCACGAAGCCGACCCUCAUGGGGACUUCGGGGGCACGGUGACAGCAAGACCUACCCCCCCCUCCAGUGACAAUGGUAUUGCCCCAUUUGAGAGUUUCCCGGGCCAGCGGCGGGCCGGGCGCAGGGGGGCGGGGCGCCGCGGGAGGAGGGACAAAGGGUAGAUGUGGCCCCGCCCUCCACGGAGGUGCUGGUGGCGGCUGAUGGUCAGGAGGGUGACCAGCAGCCCGGAGGAGGAGGUGGUGGCGGAGGAAGAGGAGCGGGAGGAGCUGCACCCGCGUCCGAGAUGCCAGUGCGGGGAGACCGCGGGUUCGGACCCCGGAGGGAACUGUCAGGAUGGCUCCGCGCCCCAGGCAUGGAAGAGCUGAUAUGGGAGCAGCAUACUGUGACCCUGCAAAAGGAUUCCAAAAGAGGAUUUGGAAUUGCUGUGUCUGGAGGCAGAGACAACCCCCACUUUGAGAAUGGAGAAACAUCCAUCGUCAUUUCUGAUGUGCUCCCUGGGGGACCUGCCGAUGGCUUGCUUCAAGAAAAUGAUAGGGUAGUCAUGGUUAAUGGCACCCCCAUGGAGGAUGUACCCCAUUCGUUUGCAGUUCAGCAGCUGAGGAAAAGCGGGAAGAUCGCUGCCAUUGUGGUCAAGCGACCCCGGAAGGCCCCACUGCAUGGCAGCCCACCCCUCAGUCAUGAUGACCGGGCUUUUGAAGUCAUGGAUGAAUUUGAUGGCCGAAGUUUCCGCAGUGGGUACAGUGAGAGGAGCCACCACAGCAGCCAUGAGGGGCUCAGCCGCAGCUGGGAGGACGGCCCCGACCGGGGUCGUGCCCAGCACCGCACGCGGAGCCGGAGCCGGGGCCAGGACCGUAGCCCGGAGCGCAGCCGGGGCCGCAGCCUGGAGCGAGGCCUGGAUGACUAUGGGCGCAGCAGGGGCCGCAGCCUGGAGCGCGGCCUGGAUGAAGACUUUGGGUCAUCCCGGAAGCGGGACCCCAGCCGCGGCCGGAGCAUUGACCGGGACUACGAGCACACCUACCACCGGGCCUACGAUCCGGACUUCGAGCCCUCCUACAGCCCAGUUGCUGGCGAUCGCCGCCGGGCCCAGCCUGAGGCACGCUACGACCGCGCCCGCAGCCGCAGCCGCGAGCACCUGCGCUCACGCAGCCCCAGCCCCGAGCCCAGGGGCCGCCUGGACCCCGACAAGCCCAUCGGGGUCCUUCUGACCAAAAGCAAAGCAAAUGAAGAGUAUGGCCUCCGCCUGGGGAGUCAGAUCUUCAUCAAGGAAAUGACCAGAACGGGUCUGGCAACCAAAGAUGGCAACCUUCAUGAAGGAGACAUUAUACUCAAGAUCAAUGGAACUGUUACUGAGAACAUAUCUUUAACGGAUGCUCGGAAACUGAUAGAAAAAUCCAGAGGGAAACUUCAGUUGGUGGUGUUGAGAGACAGCAAGCAGACCCUCAUCAACAUUCCCUCACUAAAUGACAGUGACUCUGAAAUAGAAGAUAUCUCAGAGAUAGAGUCAAACCGGUCCUUUUCUCCAGAGGAAAAACGCCAGCAGUAUUCCGAUUAUGAUUAUCAUUCUUCCAGUGAGAAGCUGAAGGAAAAGCCGAGUUCAAGGGAGGAUACACCAAGCAGAUUGUCCAAGAUGGGUGCCACCCCAACCCCAUUCAAGUCUACAGGGGAUAUCACAGCUGCCGUUGUUGCAGAGAAUAACAAGGAACCCCGAUACCAAGAGGAGCCCCCAAUUCCUCAACCCAGAGCAGCCCCAAGAACUUUCCUUCGUCCUAGUCCUGAAGAUGAAGCAAUAUAUGGCCCUAACACGAAGAUGGUGAGGUUCAAGAAGGGAGAAAGCGUGGGCCUGCGGCUGGCUGGUGGCAAUGACGUGGGGAUAUUUGUGGCUGGCAUUCAGGAGGGUACCUCAGCAGAACAGGAAGGCCUUCAAGAAGGGGACCAGAUUCUGAAGGUAAACACACAGGACUUCAGAGGGCUGGUUCGGGAGGAUGCUGUUCUCUACCUGUUAGAAAUCCCCAAAGGUGAAAUGGUGACCAUCCUGGCUCAGAGCCGGGCUGAUGUGUAUAGAGACAUCCUGGCUUGUGGCAGAGGGGACUCGUUUUUUAUAAGAAGCCACUUUGAGUGUGAGAAGGAGGGUCCUCAGAGCUUGGCCUUCACUCGAGGGGAGAUCUUCCGUGUGGUGGACACCCUGUAUGAUGGCAAGCUGGGCCACUGGCUGGCCGUGAGGAUCGGAAAUGAAUUGGAGAAAGGCUUAAUCCCCAACAAAAGCAGAGCCGAACAAAUGGCAAGUGUCCAGAAUGCUCAGAGAGACAAUGCUGGGGACAGGGCAGACUUCUGGAGAAUGCGUGGCCAGAGAUCUGGGGUGAAGAAGAACCUGAGGAAGAGUCGGGAAGACUUAACCGCUAUUGUGUCUUUGAGCACCAAAUUCCCAGCCUAUGAGAGGGUGUUGCUGAGAGAAGCUGGUUUCAAGAGACCGGUGGUACUUUUUGGCCCCAUUGCUGAUAUAGCCAUGGAGAAGUUGGCAAAUGAAUUACCAGACUUCUUUCAAACUGCUAAGACGGAACCGAAAGAUGCAGGAUCUGAGAAACCUAAUGGAGUUGUUCGAUUAAAUACUGUGAGGCAAAUUAUUGAGCAGGACAAGCACGCACUCCUGGACGUGACUCCCAAAGCUGUGGACCUGCUGAAUUACACCCAGUGGUUCCCAAUUGUGAUUUUUUUCAACCCAGAUUCCAGACAUGGUGUCAAGGCCAUGAGACAGAGGUUGAAUCCAACAUCCAACAAAAGUUCCCGGAAGUUAUUUGAUCAGGCCAACAAACUCAAAAAAACUUGUGCACAUCUUUUUACAGCCACCAUCAACUUAAAUUCAGCCAAUGACAGCUGGUUUGGCAGCUUGAAGGACACCAUUGAGCAUCAGCAGGGAGAAGCAGUUUGGGUCUCUGAAGGAAAGAUGGAAGGGAUGGAUGAUGAUCCUGAAGAUCGCAUGUCCUACUUAACCGCCAUGGGCGCGGACUAUCUGAGUUGCGACAGCCGCCUCAUCAGUGACUUUGAAGACACCGACGGCGAGGGAGGCGCCUACACUGACAAUGAGCUGGACGAGCCGGCCGAGGAGCCGCUGGUGUCUUCCAUCACCCGUUCCUCUGAGCCGGUGCAGCAUGAGGAGAGCAUAAGGAAACCCAGCCCAGAGCCACGAGCUCAGAUGUGGAGGGCUGCUAGCAGAGAUCAACUUAGGGACAAUAGCCCACCUCCGGCAUUCAAGCCAGAGCCGCCCAAGGCUAAAAGUCAUAACAGAGAAGAAUCUUAUGACUUAUCCAGAUCCCAGGAAUACAAGCCAAACUUUGCAGCCAUGGCCGGGAAUGAAAUUCUCACCACAUCUACCAAAAGUUGUCCUCCCCCAGUUGCAGCAAAACCUGCCUUUGGUCGACCUAUCUUGAAGCCCUCCACUCCUGUCCCUCCCCCUGAGGGUGAGGAGGUGGAGGAGAGUAACGACGAACAAGAAAACACUCCCAAAUCAGUUCUGGGAAAAGUCAAAAUAUUUGAGAAGAUGGAUCACAAGGCCAGAUUGCAGAGAAUGCAGGAGCUCCAGGAAGCCCAGAAUGCAAGGCUGGAAAUUGCUCAGAAGCAUCCGGAUAUCUAUGCGGUUCCAAUCAAAGGGCCCAAGCCAGAAGCCGGCCUGCCCCACUACGUGAGUUCCAGACCCCCCGAGCCACAGAAAGGGCCCUCCAGGCUUUACCAUGACACCAGGGGAAGUUUCGGCAGUGAUCCAGAGGAGGAGCAGUACCGCCAGCAGCUCGCCGAGCAAACAAAACGGGGUUACUACAACUCGCCCUCCAGGUACCGAGACACCGAACUGUAGAUGGGGUAGCAUGGACGUUCUGAGCACACCUGUGGCAUCUGAUGGACACUCUGUGAGGCCUCCUGGGGGGGGACUUCUCCAGUUCAAGGGCACUGUGGAGACGUGACGGGGACCAGAUUACAGUCAGUGCAGACAGAACACACUGCAGGUUCUGUUGAUGAUACUGGGAUGGAGCAGUUUAUGACCAUGGCUUUUUUUUUUUUUGGGCAGGGGGUGGGGGGGGGAAGGAAGCUCAGAAUGAAGAACACCACCACAGUCUGAUACUGUCAUUUGUUUCUGUGGACCAAAAUCUGUAUUAAUCCUCUUUGUGCAUUUUGAAAUAUGUAUAUUAAGGAGCAAUAACUUCUUCCUCAUUCAUGGCUGCCUUCUAGGACUGUUUCACUGUGAGGCAGAUGUGAAAAAAGGAAUUAAAAAAAACCUGUUGGAGUCAAAUUAAAUUUAAAGAAGUAUUUUACAAAAUCUCUCCUAAGUGCCUUUGAUGAGAAGUGUCUUUAAAUUCUCUUCCUUUGAAGCUUUAUGCAAAGCCAUAGUGUACUAAAACUUUAUUUUGACUAAAUUUUGAUACCAGUUUUGAUAGCUGCGUUUUCCCUCCUGCACUGCAUCCUCUUUUCAAGGCAUUUGUCUUUGUAAUAUUUUCCGUAAAUUUUGAUUGUACCUAGAAGAGUUAUACUUGGUAAGUCUGGCUGCAAGUGCUAAUAAAAAGCAGACCACUAGCAGACCCAGAAGAUAGGGAGCUUUUUGUUGUUGUUUGUUUAAAACCAUGUGCUAUCCAAAAGCAGAUACUUGAGAAAAAUGUAUUUUAUUUCCACAAGUGUAUGUAUCGACAGCAGUUUUAUAAUUUAAUAAAAGGAGUACAUUGCAUUAAAUAAAUUUGCUUUGUG
Molecule: messenger RNA, 5244 nt
Organism: Perognathus longimembris pacificus (Pacific pocket mouse)
Lineage: Eukaryota; Metazoa; Chordata; Mammalia; Rodentia; Heteromyidae
Gene: Tjp2
Product: tight junction protein 2
Exons: 23
Coding region: 800-4363 (1187 amino acids)
Biological process (GO): establishment of endothelial intestinal barrier; protein localization to cell-cell junction; cell-cell adhesion
Cellular component (GO): plasma membrane; bicellular tight junction
Molecular function (GO): cell adhesion molecule binding
Source: RefSeq, a predicted model, not a curated record